UCUUUCAAAGAUAUCUCUAGUUGAAAUUCUGUUAUAAAUUCGUAGUUAUUGAUGCCGAAUAAUCAGUUAUGAAAUUGUAUACCUUCAAAUAGAACAAAAGAUGAACUGGUGAAAGAUGGAAAAGAGAGUGGAGAAUUAUUACGGCGAGGUGUAUGACUUCAACGUACACGUUAGAGUCUGUCUCAAUUCCCAAAUUUCCAAGAACUAUGGACUCCCAAAAGCAGACACUUUACGCCUGGAGAAGCUGUUCAAUUUAGACUUGGUGGUAGGACUGCAUAGCCACUGGGCACGCAAGAGACUCGCUCAGUGCGAAUAUACGAAGUUGUUCGAUCGACCAGAACUCAGAAGCUUCUUUCUCCAAGAGAACCUCACCCUGUUCCAAUAUCAGGAUGAACCGAAUGUUCCGACCUUGUCUCAAAGGUGGCACCCUGAUGACCAGAAAAAGGGUAGGAGAAGUAGAAGGAAGGACACAAAUGGUCAACAAGGAGGGGUUCGAAAGAGACGGGCAAGUGUCAAAAGCAGGACAAAGAACACAGGAACUGCAGGAAAGAAAAGAGACAAAGAUUCCGCUUUGGAAUCGGGCACAAACUCACAGGAGCAAGACAACAGCUACGAUGCAGCUGGGAAUUGGUUCGACUAUUACGCCAGCCGAGACGACACCAAUAUGCCCCGCAGACCAGACCACGUGAUCACGCGCACCCGCAACGACAGUCGCCACAAUGACGACAGAAGCGACAGCAGUAGUUCACUCUCCCCUCUGCCCCCUAUUGAUUACAACCCAUUCCCAUCCAUCAUGCACAGUUACAGUGACUUCCAUAUCACCACUUGCAUCUAUGCAAUGGCCAAGAUAGGUGAAUUUGCAGAAUUGCUCGAGUUCCCCAAAGUCUAUUUCAGUGCGAGACUGAGUGUCCUGACAGCCUGUACAUGCUGA
This is a messenger RNA of Symsagittifera roscoffensis, 931 nucleotides long. RefSeq lists its product as uncharacterized. The transcript is spliced from 6 exons. Lineage: Eukaryota; Metazoa; Xenacoelomorpha; Acoela; Convolutidae. Bases 116 to 931 code for a protein of 271 amino acids. The record is from RefSeq and is a predicted model, not a curated record.